UGACGACCCUGACCCGAAAAUGUGGGUGUGGCACACUGAUAGAACAAUAAUGGCAACUCAGAGUAUCUCCUCUUCUCGCCAGGCGAUAUUCGCUCAAGAAAAGCUUGAAAGAAUAUAUCUACAAACUUAUGGAUACCUUAGACCGUACAAAGGUGCUAUAGAGCUAGCUCAAGAAGUCCUUGUGUGGAAGAAACCGAUUGCGUCAGCUCUGCUCUACAUUGUCGUACAUUGGAUGUUUGUCCUUUAUGUCAAGUCAUCUUCUACUCUGAUUACUGCUACUGGCAACUUUAUCUUCUGGGGGUUGCUAGGUGACGUGCUAUAUAUGGAGGGCCGCAUCCAAGGAUGGAUUCCACAGUGGUAACGAUGGCAACACUGCCGAGAGGCGAGGGGGGCGUCAGGAAAGUGUGGGUGUGGCUCCAAGACUAGAGAGUGCACUGAUGCAGAGCCUUAAACCAAGAGGACCUGGAGAGUGUCCACCUUUUGAGGUGAUAUGUGUGUGGGUGGCGGAGGCUGUUAUGUGGGUGGACAACAUCUGGCUAGCCCUACGUCACUGGAGUCUUCACGAGCCUAUCUUUUUCACCAUUGCCCUGGCCUUGCCUGGUCUGUUCCUGUCUCUGCUGGGCAAGUACAUACCAUACACAGUGAUGGUCCUGCUAGUGUCCCCGUACGUGGAGCACCACUGUCUACGAGAGAGAACCCUCACUUACCUCUCUAAACAGUACCCCUGGGUGCUCAGGAAGGCUACCUCAAUGUGGGUCUUCAUCAAGACUAUCAGUUGCCCUCUCCCGCAAGCCUCCCCACAUCCAGUCAGCACAUAGGGUCAGUGGACUCAUGCUCGCCAACCACACCAGCAUGGCAUCACCAGUUGUGGACAGCUUGACAAGCUGAGAAAGAUUUCUCGGAUUAAUUCAAGAAAUAGCUGGAUAAAUCACGAAAGAACGUGAUGAUGUCGGCACCCAAGGAUCAUCACCACAACCAUUGCUACAUCUCCAUCCUAAACAUCAUCCAAGGAGAGUAUAAUUAUGGAGACAGCUGGGCCUGCUUAUUUUCUGCGCAUGCACUGGCACUGCUGUUAUCACUUAAGCAAGGCGUGAUCUAUCUAUUCGAUUAUCAGGCAUAUUUAGGCGACCCUCUGGAACCAAGGUGUCCGGAUAAUCAAGGUUGCCCUCUCCCGCAAGCCUCCCCACAUCCAGUCAGCUUAUAGGGUCAGUGGACUCAUGCUCGCCAACCACACCAGCAUGGCCUCACCAGUUGUGGACAGCUUGACAAGCUGAGAAAGAUUUCUCAGAUUAAUUCAAGAAAUAGCUGGAUGACUCACGAAGGAUAGUCCAAGAGGUCACCGUAAUUUAAAGAUCUGCAUGUAAUGAAGUUAAUAUAGUUAUCGCCAAUGCAUAGUGACCACCUUUAUCUGCUCUCCCUACCCACUAAGAUUUAUUAUUUUUUUUACUCGAGGCGCGCGUGGGCGGCCACAGGUAUAGUAGUCUGUUAUAUUCAACAUGUGUUGUUAGCACAGUUGGCCUUAGCAGAUUAUGCGGUUCUCCCUUGCACAUGCAUUAUACAUGUGAUCAUGGUUGCGGGUGGCCUGUACACACUUGGAAAGUUGAUUCAUAGGAAAAGAAUGUGGGUUCAUAAAGCGCAUGACCAACAGGUGUUCAAUUUAAGCUAUUCAUCUGUUAUUCCCACAUAAUAAUGAUCACCCAACACCCAUGCAUGGUUGUAUUCACAGGGAAAUGUGACAGUAGCCACAAUUGUACUAUAUUAUCUGCUAUUUCUACCAGUGUAAUUUUUAUGAAAUGGAAAUGGAUUUGACGCACCUCAUGCAGUAACAGGACACUUUCCAUUGACAUUAUUUGGUCUUUAAGUUCAAAGUUCCACUGUAGUGAGUUGAGUAUAUAGUGUUGCACUUCGCACCCAUGCACCCAUGCACCCAUGCACCCAUGCAUAAGUUGAAAUGUAUAGCCCUAAACCAACCCCCCCCCACCACCCACACACUAGUUGCAGCCAGCUUGAUGACUCACGGACGGUGGUCCAAGAGGUCAUUGAUGAGUACAGAGCCUCCACUGAACCUGACUACAUCACCAGGGGAACAUCAAUAGGACUCAGUGCAUGGUGCCACGCCCCAAGAUUCUGCUAUGACUUACAAAAUGAAUAUUUCUACUACAAAGUUAUAACUCUUGUCUAAUCUUAUUGUUUGAGUGCAUUCAGCUUUCACAUCGCUGUAUGUGACUAUAGACAAUACUGUAUACAAAUGUAACUGCAUGCACAUCAUUAGUUUUGAUUAAUAUAAAAUACUAGUAAUUUACACGUUCAGAGAAACAUCUUUUAUAAUUAUAUUAAAGAG
Messenger RNA from Halichondria panicea, 2341 nucleotides. RefSeq lists its product as uncharacterized. The transcript is spliced from 11 exons. The record is from RefSeq and is a predicted model, not a curated record. Lineage: Eukaryota; Metazoa; Porifera; Demospongiae; Suberitida; Halichondriidae. Bases 438 to 818 code for a protein of 126 amino acids.